This is a messenger RNA of Lactuca virosa, 933 nucleotides long. The record is from the annotation of a GenBank genome assembly. Lineage: Eukaryota; Viridiplantae; Streptophyta; Magnoliopsida; Asterales; Asteraceae.
AUGGAUCCCGACACUACAUUUUCUCUGCCAAGUCUCUUGUGUGAAGAAGAUGAAUCGUCUUUAAACGAAAUCAAGCUCGAUGCUUCCUUACCUAAAUCGGAAGACGAUCGGUAUAUACGAUCUCUGAUCGAAACAGAAUCCAAAUCAAAUGAUUAUGGUUGCGUUUGCGUUUCCGAUGAUGAUAAGAGUAGAAACUGGUUCAAAUGUGCUCGAUUAGACGCCAUUAACUGGAUUUUCAGUACUAGAGAAAUUUUAGGUUUUCAAUUUCGUACAGCUUAUCUCUCUUUGACAUACUUCGAUCGAUUCAUUUCAAGGCGAUUUAUCGAUAUUGGGAAAGAAUGGGCUAUCCAGUUGCUUUGUAUUGCAUGCUUAUCUUUAGCUGCUAAAAUGGAGGAACAAGUUGCGCCAUCAUUGUCCCGCUACAAAGCACAAGGGUACAAAUUCGAAAGCAGUGUGAUUCAAAGAAUGGAAUUAAUGAUUUUGACAACAUUAGAAUGGAAAAUGUCCUGCAUUACCCCAUUUGCUUAUCUUCACCAUUUCUUCUCCAAAGUUCAAGAUGAAUGUGACUGUGAUGAGUUUCUAGUGUCCAAAUCCAUUGAACUCAUUCUUGAUUUCUCCAAAGAGUUUAAUUCAAUGGAUUAUAGGCCAUCUGUUGUUGCCAUAGCCUCAGUGUUAUUAGCUUGUGAUGAUCAAUUAACAAGAAACACAAUGGAGUUGAAGAUUGGUGUAGUGUCAUCCCUUUACUCUCUAGAAAAAGAACAUAUAUACUUGUGUUACAAUCUUUUGAAGGAUAUCAAGACUAAAAAGAAUAACACUCCAUGCUUGAUGAAUUCGUUUAGUUCAUUAAGAACUCAUUGGAGCCCUUCUUCCACCAUUAAGAGGAAGCUUAGAUUUGAACAAAAUUGUCCAUUGCAGAAGAUUAUUAGGAGAUAG